Messenger RNA from Stegodyphus dumicola, 1653 nucleotides. RefSeq lists its product as uncharacterized. The record is from RefSeq and is a predicted model, not a curated record. Gene Ontology annotation, molecular function: DNA-binding transcription factor activity, RNA polymerase II-specific. NCBI's taxonomy places the organism in Eukaryota, Metazoa, Arthropoda, Arachnida, Araneae, Eresidae. Gene Ontology annotation, cellular component: nucleus. Gene Ontology annotation, biological process: regulation of transcription by RNA polymerase II.
AUGCAAAAUAGCGAAAGCGAUGAUUCUUCAGAUGGUGAUUAUGAAGAGGUGGACACUGAAAAUAGUGGAUGUGAUUCUUCUGCAUAUAGCCUUAUUGAAGACAAUAGUUCAAGAUGGAUUCAUAUGUCGUCUUCAGAUGUGCUAAAGAAAUUUCCUUGUGGAUUAUGCUCAUAUGCGACUGAUUGUCGAUCUCAUUGGAAAAGUCACAAACAGACUCAUGCUCAACAACGUUCUUUUAUGGAAAAUGAAAAUAUGACUGCUACUGCUUCCAGAGUGUUACAGUGCUCCUUAUGCUCAUAUGUGACUUGUUCCUCAUCUAAUUUUAAAAGGCAUCAGUUGACUCAUUCUCAAGCACGGCCAUAUGUUUGUGCCAUAUGUCAUCAUGCUUUUAACCAUAAAUACCGAGCUUUCAGGUGCCAUUUUGAAAAUGCAGAUCCUGUUCUAAAGAGACUGAGAUGUGCAUUGUGCCCAUUUAUAACUGCUCAUGUAUCAAAGUUGAACAGACAUAAACUAACUCAUUAUAGGGAAAAGAAAACUUAUUCAUGUCCUGAUUGCCAAAAAACAUUUACUCAAAAGUAUAAUCUCAAAGUUCAUAUGAGGCUUCAUACUGGUCAUUUUCUGAUGGCAAGAGCAAAUGUUUCAAGCUUUUACUGCAAACAUUGUUUUUACAGAUCAGGCUCCUAUUCUGAUAUAAAAACUCAUGAAAAGGUGCAUACUAAAGAUCGCAUAUAUUCUUGUGAUGUAUGCCAUAGGACAUUUAAUCGAAAAUAUAAUUUAAAAGCUCACAUGAGAAUACAUUCUGGAGAAAAGCCUUUCAGCUGCAAGUUUUGUACUCUUCACUUUUCUUUUCACACAUCUCUAAAAAACCAUGUGAUUUCUCACCAUAGUUCUCAUAUUACCAAGUAAUUUUUAAAAAUCCAUCAUCUUUGAUAAGAUUCUUGUUGAAGCUCUGUUCUCUUUUCUUUCUGUGAUGGUUAUGUUUUCCAUGAAAUAUAAUUUAUUUUUCAUAAAAUGGUUUCGUGACUAAACUUUUUUUGUAUGUGAAUGAAAAUUAUGUAAAUAUGAAUUAUGACUUUCAUGUGUGUAAAUAUUCAUAAUGAAAGUUAUUUAUUUAAAUUUUGUCAUUAAAAUUUAAAAAUUGCAUUUUUUGUAAAUUGUUUUAUUUAGUGAAAUUUGGAAGUGACAUUUAACAUGCAAUUUUAAGUUAAAGUUUUUUACUGAUAUUUGUGUCUUUGACAAAAACGUAAUGGCUGUAUUUUAUGGUGCUUGUAUAUCAGCUGGAGCUAAUGAUAAUUGAGUGAUUUAUAUGCUGUUAACUACUUUGUUGGUUAGAAAUCAAAAAGUACCUGUCUAGCAAUCCUGUUUAUGUAUAUAAAAAAUUGUUCAAGCUUAUUUUAAAUUUUGAGCAGGUUUUUUCCAUAUGUAACACUAUGUUGCUUAAUUUAUUUUAAUUAAACUUUUUUUUAAAUUUAUAAUUUACUUUCUUCUGAACAUGAAAGUGUAAUUAAGCCUUUUCUCAUUUAGGGGAAACUUAUUAUUUUAUUGAGUUGUGGAAAUAAUCACAAAAUGAGUCUUUAUUUGCUGGAUAUAGAAUGUAAUGGUGAUACAGUUUAUAACCAUGAUAGAGUAAAUAAAAGUAUACAUAGCAUUGCA